Messenger RNA from Onthophagus taurus, 695 nucleotides. It is a transcript of the gene Sys1, whose product is annotated as Sys1 golgi trafficking protein. The record is from RefSeq and is a predicted model, not a curated record. Lineage: Eukaryota; Metazoa; Arthropoda; Insecta; Coleoptera; Scarabaeidae. Gene Ontology annotation, cellular component: Golgi membrane; trans-Golgi network. Gene Ontology annotation, biological process: Golgi to plasma membrane protein transport; Golgi to endosome transport; protein localization to Golgi apparatus.
AGUGACAUGACGUUUUAAAUAUGUCGUAAAUAUAACCUGAUGAAAUCUUUUGACGUUAAUAAUAAUUAAACUUUAUAAUGUAAAAAAUAGAAAUCUUGAGAUUAAGAAAUGAAGAAAUUGACCGGUUCGUUCCGUUAUGCCCAAUGGGACCCUUGGUUAUUAAUAUCACAAAUUGUGUGCAUGCAAUGUGUAUUGUACACUAGUUUGGGGUUGUUACUAACUAUUUUGGGUGGUUUAACAAGUGAUACAAGAACGUUGGAUCAUAUUUUUGAGUACCAUGAGAUUCAAAUCAGAGAUUUAGGAGGUAAACUAGUGAUAUUUGCUUUUGUAAUAAAUGCCUUGGUGGGAGCUGUUGCAUUGUGGUUUAUAGUUGAAAGAACUAAGCAGUGCUUAGAUUUUAGUUGUACUUGGCAUUUGUUUCACUUGAUCGUUUGUUGGUGUUAUAAUGGGAGUUUUCCCACAACCUUUUCAUGGUGGUUAUUAAACAUAGCGUGCGUAAGUCUUAUGUGUGUAUGUGGGGAAUUUUUGUGCCUCCGCUCGGAGUUACAGGCAAUUCCUUUGAGUUUAGGUCCAAAAACUGAUUUAUAAUCAUAUUAAUGUAAUUUUUAUACUGUAAAUUAAAUGUAAUUUGUUACUUUAUUAUAAUAUUUAUUACUCAAUGCUAAAAAUAUUGUAUAAAAACAUAACUUUAUGAU